UUCCACGCUUAUUUCAGCACAAAAACCAUGCAGCCACUCCAUUUUCCAUACAUGGAGUACAGCAGAAAAUUAACUUUCUUUGCCCUUGUGCUGCUGAUCUCCUUGGCCUCUCCCAUCAGUUCUUGCACAGAGAAAGAGAAGGGGUCCCUCCUGCAGUUCCUCAGUGGUCUGUCGUCGGACGGUGGCCUCACCGCGUCCUGGAAGCAGAACGGCGCAGACUGCUGCGAAUGGGAAGGGGUCACCUGUGGCGAGGAUGGGGCAGUCACAGGUGUCUCAUUGGCUUUGAAGGGCCUUGAGGGGCGCAUAACACCGUCCCUCGGUAACCUUGUUGGCCUUCUGCGCCUCAACCUGUCCCACAAUUCGCUGUCGGGUGGCCUGCCACUGGAACUGGUGUCGUCCGGUAGCAUCAUCGUCCUUGAUGUCAGCUUCAACCGCCUCGGAGGAGACAUGCAAGAGCUGCCAUCUUCAACCCCAUCACGACCUCUUCAGGUACUGAACAUCUCAAGCAACUUGUUCACAGGACGGUUUCCAUCAUCCACCACCUGGGAGGUGAUGGACAAUCUGGUUGUGCUCAACGCCAGCAAUAACAGCUUCACUGGGCAAAUACCGGAUAAUUUCUGCAGCAGCUCGUCAUUGUUAGCUGUAGUUGAGCUCUGUUACAACCAAUUUACAGGCGUCAUCCCUCCUGGACUUGGUAACUGCUCCAUGCUCAGAGUGCUCAAGGCUGGACACAACAACCUCCGCGGGACUCUCCCAAAUGAACUCUUUGAUGCUUCCUUACUGGAAUACCUCUCACUUCCUAGCAAUGUUCUGGAUGGAGUGCUCGACGGUGCUCAGAUAAUCAAGCUCAGCAAUCUGGUUACGCUAGACCUUGGAAGGAAUAAUUUCAGCGGCAAGAUUCCGGAUUCCAUAGGUGAGCUCGAGAGCCUAGAAGAGUUGCAUUUGGACUACAACAACAUGUCAGGGGAGCUGCCGUCAGCCCUGAGUAACUGCACAAAUCUGAUAACAAUUAACUUCAAGAGCAACAACCUCAGUGGAGAACUUAGCAAGGUCAACUUCUCCACCCUGCCUAGGCUGAAAACUCUAGAUAUUCUGUACAACAACUUUAAUGGCAGAGUUCCAGAAAGUUUGUAUACCUGCAGCAAUCUGACUGCAUUGCGGCUAUCUGGCAACAACUUACAUGGGCAGCUCUCACCAAGAAUAGGUGAUCUGAAGCACCUCACCUUCCUUUCACUUGCUAUGAACUCUUUCACAAACAUCACAAAUGCGCUUCACAUUCUUCAGAGGUGCACCAACCUUACCACCCUACUUAUGGGAAGCAGCUUCAGGGGCGAAUUAAUGCCAGAGGAUGGCUUCAUUGAUGGUUUUGAGAAUCUCCAGGUUCUUUCCUUAAAUGAUUGCUCGUUGCUAGGUAAAAUACCUCUUUGGAUAUCCAAGCUAGCAAAACUAGAGAUGUUGAUACUAUCAGGAAAUCAACUCACCGGAUCAACACCAGCCUGGAUCGAAGGCCUAAAGCACCUCUUCUAUCUAGACAUAUCAAACAACAGCCUCACUGGAGAAAUUCCAAGAAGCCUGAUGGAUAUGCAAAUGUUGCAGUCAGAGAAGACUAAAGCCCGUUUAGACCCAAGGAUCUUCGAACUACCAGUUUAUAGGGGUCCAUCACUUCAGUACCGCAUACCCAUUGCUUUCGCCAAAGUGCUGGAUCUAAGCAACAAUAAAUUAACUGGUGAGAUCCCUUCGGAGAUCGGCCAGCUGAAAUCCCUUGUUUCCCUCAAUUUGAGCUUCAAUGCCCUAACAGGACAGAUCCCAAUAUCUGUAUGCAAUCUCACAAACCUGCAGGUACUAGACUUCUCUAGCAACAAUCUCAUUGGUGCAAUCCCAGAUGCAUUGAACAGACUGAACUUCCUUUCAGCAUUCAACAUUUCUUACAAUGACCUAGAAGGUCCUAUCCCAUCCGGAGGUCAGUUUAACACAUUCCAAAAUUCUAGCUUCGAUGGGAAUCCAAAGCUCUGUGGCUCUAUGCUCACUCACAAAUGUGGUCCAGCUUCAACACGUCCACCCACCGCUAUGGCAACCAAACAAACUGACUACAAGGCCGCCUUCGCGAUUGCCUUCAGCGCGUUCUUUGGUGUAGGGGUGUUGUAUGAUCAGCUAGUAUUAUCAAGGUUUUUUGGCUAGGACCAUCCAGUUUCCAUAUCAGUAUAUCUCUACUUCUUUGAGAUUAGGCUGCUAUCCGGUUCAGCAAAAUGUCCAUCGAUCAAGCUUCCAGAAGGUUCGAGUCAUAACUAAAGUUACAAAAGUAUUCUAGUGUGAAGCGUGAUUCCAUCUCGUGGAGAUUCACAAGUAUAUAACAAUGUAAGAUUGUUGGCUGAAGCUUUCUGUACUAGUAACCCAUCCCAUAUUGUUGAUGUUCCCUGUAUUUCCUUCUUCUUUCAGGAAAACGAAUUCUGUACUGAAACUUCAAUU
Triticum aestivum (bread wheat) is the source of this 2466-nucleotide messenger RNA. RefSeq names its product receptor-like protein 2. Bases 28 to 2178 code for a protein of 716 amino acids. Lineage: Eukaryota; Viridiplantae; Streptophyta; Magnoliopsida; Poales; Poaceae. The transcript has a single exon. The record is from RefSeq and is a predicted model, not a curated record. Gene Ontology annotation, molecular function: protein binding.